Marchantia polymorpha subsp. ruderalis is the source of this 3067-nucleotide messenger RNA. The record is from the annotation of a GenBank genome assembly. Lineage: Eukaryota; Viridiplantae; Streptophyta; Marchantiopsida; Marchantiales; Marchantiaceae.
GCUCGACGGCAAUGGUGGCAAGCGAGCAAGGAUUAAACAGCCUGUCACGCGGGCAGUGUGGCCGGUGUCGAUGAGUUCGGCAAGAACGGAACACACGUAGCCAGCAAUCUUGGCUUUAAUCAAGAAGCGACGAGUCUGAUUAAAACGUUUCCCACGUGAAACCAUACGAUUUCAGAUCUUGUAAGCUUCAGUGCACUGUCCAAAACCUGUCACGAGGCAGAACGUACGAGCUGUGAAGUACGGAGACGAAGAGUGUAACUGUGUUCGAGGCAUCGUACACCGUUCUGAGCUCUCUGGCUCGUGUGGAAUCACGAGCCAGAGAAAGGUUCUGUAGACAUCUCUCCACUAAAAUUCCAAUUCUGCACAAAUCGCACCGUAUCAAUGAAUCCUCAUUAAAGUCACCGAUUUCAUCUGGCACCUUAUAUGAGCACCAAGGACCCCCAUUACCUCGUCCUGACCGCUCCGAUUGCCUGACGUCGUGCGGCUGUACCCAUGCCGUAAUUUGCGCGGCCGCUGGUUGCCAGCUGAUCGAUUGGGCUUGGUCGCGGGAGGUAAAAUGGCCCGAGGACGACGUCUGGAGUUACACGGUUAAGAGGGCAGAGUCACAGAGGACUAGAGUGUAGAGAGUCUUGUGCGGAAUCUGCAGACGAAGUCUUGCGACGUUUCGGUCAGACGUACCGAGUACCGGUAUGAUUGUUGAGCUGCGAUUCCCGAAUUGAUGGUGCGUGUGACAGAGCUGAGGUGUGUGUCUGCUCGAAGAGCAGCACCGUACAGUAGAGAGUAUAUCUGACACCGAUGUCCUACGGAAGGAUAUCUAAUACAGAGUUCAGGCAGUCUGGGAAAAUAAUAUUAUAAAUCUGCAGCCAAUCUUCCAAGUCGCACACUUCUUAUCGGCAUCACAUCAUGCUCUGCCCCGGCCUAGCCUGCGAGGUCGGGUCGAGUCGAGUCGGGUCAGCGGCAAUCAAUUUACGCUGUGCGUUGAGGUUCGGCCUGGCUCGAGUCAACUCGGAGCAGAAGCCAUCACACCCAUGAGGGCAGUAUCACUUCCCAAGUCACCCCUCCCCGACGCGAGACGGAGACAUGCAGAUCUAACUUCCCGUAGAUGUGACACAUUGUACGUGUUCCUCUGUUUGUUGUGUGGAGCACGUUCCUGUGAGGCAACAUUGGCUUCGUGUCCUCUCGUUCUAAAAGACAGUCGUAGGAAGAAGCGAAUGCAAGUACGCCCUCCAUUAAUCCGCUUGAUUGAUAGAGCGGUAUGUGGUGUUGAGAGAAUGACUGAGUAGGAGAUGUAGUGUUUCUACUGUCGCUCUCAGUUAGUUGCUCAAGAGAGUUACGGAACUCCGGAAGUAGUCAGCAUCUACGAGGGUUUCUGUGAAGAAUCUUCUCUUCUACAUCGAAUAUUUUUUUGGAUGUUUGUUUCCAGCUGAGUCUGAAGUGAGAGAUCCCCUUCCACCUCCCAGUGUUGACGUGCAUGCAUGAAGAGUUUUCGAUUGGUGUUACUCCGUCCUCAAACUUCCAGAGAAUGCCUUCGUCACAUAUAUUGAGGUCUGUGCUAGCAAUCCCCUUCCGCCAGUAGCAGGCUACGGCUUUUGUGAAACACACAUUUCUUGACCAGAGCAUCAGUUCCUCGAGUGGAAUAUCUGCCAGAAUGGCGAUACUGCGGAGCUCGUCCAUUUGUACUGCAUUCAUUCUUCUAGUCAGUCCAGUAUUAUUUCAAGCCUCUUUGGCUCGUUCUUUAGACGGUCACUGGAACCCCAAAAAUCCAUCCUGCCCAACUACCAUCUUCAACUUCGGAGAUUCUCUAUCGGACACGGGGAACGUAAAUCUAGUGUUCCCUUUCAUAUCUGACCCAGAGAAUCCCCCCUACGGUGAGAAAUUCUUCGGCAGACCUGCGAGAAGAUUCUGCAACGGACGCCUUGUCAUCGACUUCAUAGCUAUAGCCUUCGGUUUCCCUCUCCUGGACCCUCACACUCUGACGGUGGCGCACAACUACGCCCACGGGGCAAAUUUCGCAUACGCCGGCGCCACAUCAUCCAGAGACAACUUCUUCGUGCCAUUCUAUCUGGGACUGCAAACAGCUCAAUUUCUGAGAUUCAAGAGCCUCACACUCGCAGCACAACAAGAGGAUGACGCCUUUGAGGAUUUCAACAGGUAUCUGCCUGAGGCGUCCAGCUUCAGCUCCGCUUUGUACACGAUCGGAAUAGGCGGAAACGAUUUUUUGAGUUCAUUCUUCCGCAUGGAAAACCCCCAGCAGAUUAUCAAUGAGAAGGUGCCCUUGGCUGUGCAAGGAAUCGUAGACGCUGUCAAGAUCCUUUAUCAGCAGGACGCGAGGAACUUUUUGAUCUACAAUGUUCCUCCCGAAGGAUGCUCUUCUGUAUUCUUGACCGUGUUCAGAGAUCUGGGACUCCCCAAAGAUGAUCUCGGCUGCCUUUUGCCUGUCAACCUGGUGAAUCAAGCUUUUAACGCUGCCUUGUAUAAAGCCAUUCAAGAUCUACGAUCAUCACUUCCGGGUGUAACAAUCAGCCAGUUCGACUAUUAUUCAGCCAACCUCGAGAUCCUAAAGAAUCCAGCCACUUACGGCUUCAACCCAGCUUUGACUCAGACGACUUGCUGUGGAGCUCCGGGGCAGGGAUCUUUCAACUACAACCUAAACAUUACUUGCGGGCACCCAGGGUCUAGCGCAUGUUCAAAUGCAGAUGAGUACGUCAUUUGGGAUGGAAUUCACUUCACUGAAGCUUUCUACAGAGUGAUUGCUAAGUUUGUCCUCAACGGCCAGUAUGUGGAUCCGCCAGUAAAUCUGACUUCUGAGUGCAACCUCAGCUUUGAAAAUUUUGGUCAGACCACAUACUCUGAAACUUUUCCUGGCGGCAGCCUUCUCCUAUAAUACUACAGCCUUCCAGUCGGCUAAUUUCAAGUGGCAAUUCUUUAUUCAAUUGAAGAAUUACUAUCUCUUUCAAUUAUAUAGAAGUAAAGUAAACUUAUUUAAAUGAUGCAUCAAACAACAUCACUGGACAUAAUUGUUGUCACCCAAUUGAUUCGAAAGAAUAAAGUGCUGUUUACAAACUGA